Messenger RNA from Chanos chanos (milkfish), 1407 nucleotides. Its product is annotated as beta-1,4 N-acetylgalactosaminyltransferase 2-like. Gene Ontology annotation, molecular function: acetylgalactosaminyltransferase activity. Bases 1 to 1407 code for a protein of 468 amino acids. Gene Ontology annotation, biological process: UDP-N-acetylgalactosamine metabolic process; UDP-N-acetylglucosamine metabolic process. The record is from RefSeq and is a predicted model, not a curated record. NCBI's taxonomy places the organism in Eukaryota, Metazoa, Chordata, Actinopteri, Gonorynchiformes, Chanidae. The transcript is spliced from 10 exons.
AUGAAGACCCAGUACUCUAAGUUGACGAUUGCUUUCGUGGUGGUCCUUGGCCUCACAACUAUUAUUAUUUUGGUCCUUAUGGGGGUGUCUUUUUCUAUCGAAGGAUCACUGACUGUGAGACCUAAGAAGAUGGACAGUUUCCCACGUGCAUGCUUGUGUGGAGGUAAAGAUGUUUCUUUGGUAAACAGUGUACCAAAGGACCAAAUCAACCAAACCUUGAAACGCAGAGCAGAGGAGUACAGAAAACAUCAGAUCAGGAUGAAUGCAAACUUAGAUGUCGUACUCAUAGCUCCUUCCAACUCUCCACUUCAGUAUCCUAGUCAUGGCUUCACAGUUGAACCCUUGACAAAAAGCCUGAUUCCAGGCUUAGCAGUGCAUGCCCAGAAAAGGGCACUUUACAAGGUGUCAUUGAGUGUGUCCAGUGGUGUUCUGUCUGUGGAGAGCACAACAGACAUGGACCUGGUGGAGGGCCAGGGUCAGAACAAGCUGAACAUCUCAACCCAAAAUGUGACCCAGCUGAAUCAACUGCUGAGUCAAGUGUCUUACACCAGCACCAUCUACCACAUCAAGACCAGGGAUUUAGCGCGUUUCAUAUUUGAAGACAAUGAAGUCAUGUUCCCCAUUAUCAUUAAGAGGACCUCGAUGCCUGUUCUAUACGACCCUGGGACAGAUGUCAACUCCCAAGUGACAGUUACAACUAAGACGUUCUUGAGGUAUAAGGAACUGAAUGUUCUAAUUGAAAGUAUUCGGAAGUAUUACAAGGACAUCAAAAUCAUUAUUGCAGAUGACAGUUUAAACCCAGAAAGAGUGAAUGGCUCUAACAUUGAACAUUACAUUAUGCCUCCAGCUCAGGGCUGGUUUGCUGGCAGGAAUCUUGCUGUCUCUCAGGUAACCACCAAAUAUUUCCUGUGGGUAGACGAUGACUUUCAGUUUACCAGUGAGACCAAAAUUGAGAGUUUUGUGGAGAUCAUGGAGGCUGUGCCAGAGUUGGACAUUGUGGGUGGAGCUGUAGGUAAAAAUACAUUUUACUUCAAACUGGUGUAUGAAGAGGGGGACAUAAAUGAAGGAGGCUGUCUGUCCAGGUUUUUUGGAAAAAGACACCAGCCUCUUCCUGGAUACCCAGACUGCUCCCUUGUUGAUGGUGUUGUCAACUUCUUCUUGGCCCGGACAGAUUCAGUGCGUAGGGUGGGCUUUGACCCUCAGCUAAAAAGAGUGGCCCAUAGUGAGUUCUUCAUGGAUGGCCUUGGAGAUCUGUUGAUUGCCUCCUGUGGCUCUAUCAGAGUAGGUCACCAACCCAAGGUUGAUCGAGGCAAAUACAAUCAAUACAGGAUGCCGGGGAAAAGUGAAAAGACAGGGAAACUGGCCCUGCAUUUCUUCAAGAACCAUUUAAAAUGUGUCAGAUAUUGA